AUGGCCACUUUCCAGGGCGAAGGUCCAUUCCGGAUUCUGGUUAUCAACCCCAAUACCUCCACACAUAUGACGGAGGCCCUGAAGCCCAUCCUCCAGCGCCUCAACCACUCCGAUGUUCAAUUUGACUACUUCACCGCACCCAACGAAACAUUGAUCCUCGAUGGUCGUGUUUGCGAGCCAAUUGCCAGCAUCAACAACGGCGAGGAAUCGGCGCAAUCGGCACUGAAUUGCUCUUCGGUUCUAGAAAAGGUUGCGCAAUACGAUGGGUUUUUGGUGGCAUGCUACUCCGCCCAUCCGCUUGUGGGUAUGCUGCGCCAGAGGAUCAAGGAUACAGAGCAGUCCACCACUUCUCAAAGAACAAAAUAUGUGACCGGCAUUUUUGAGGCGAGCGUCACAGCUUCUCUGUCUCUGAUCAGUGGAUUUGACUUUGCGACACCUGGUGCCUUACAAAAGAAACAAGCUGACGAUACAUUUGGCAUCGUCACAACAGGAAGUGCUUGGAAAGAUGAGCUCAACAAGGCGGUUACAGAUAUGCUAGUUGGGUCAGGGCUCCCGUCUUCUGGGCGUUUCGCAGGCACCGAGACCACUGGACUGACUGCCGUCGAGCUCCACACAACGGCGCCGGGUAAAGUGAGGAAGAAGAUUAUCGAAGCUACACAGCGACUACUUCUGAACGCACCCAGUCCUGUCCGCGCAGUCUGUCUUGGCUGUGCCGGUAUGGCAGGCAUGGAGGAAGCCGUCAGGGAGGGCUGCAUUCAGGCGUAUGGGGCAACUGAGGGCUCUAGGGUACGGAUUGUCGAUGGUGUUGUUGCUGGUGCCGGGAACUUGGUGACCGCGUGCAAGGCCGGGGAAAUCAUCACGAUUCAAGCCGGCCAGUGCGGCAACAGCGUCGGCAGUCAAUUCUGGCAGCAGCUGUGUCAAGAGCACGGAAUCAACCAAGACGGAAACCUUGAGGAUUUUGCGACCGAGGGUGGAGAUCGCAAAGAUGUUUUCUUCUACCAAAGUGACGACACCAGAUACAUUCCUCGAGCGAUUCUUCUCGACCUAGAACCCAGAGUUCUCAAUGGCAUCCAAACCGGUCCUUACAAAAACAUCUACAACCCUGAGAACUUCUUCAUCGGUCAACAAGGCGUCGGCGCCGGAAACAACUGGGGUCUUGGAUAUGCGGCGGGAGAAGGCGUGCAGGAGGAGAUUUUUGAUAUGAUCGACCGAGAGGCGGACGGCAGUGAUUCGCUAGAGGGUUUCAUGCUGUUGCAUUCAAUCGCAGGAGGCACAGGAUCCGGACUUGGCAGUUUCAUCCUGGAACGGAUGAACGAUAGGUUCCCCAAGAAGUUGAUCCAGACCUACUCUGUCUUCCCGGAUUUGCAUUCGGAUAUUGUUGUCAACCCUUACAACAGUUUACUCGCCAUGCAGCGUUUGACUCAGGAUGCGGACUCAGUGGUCGUUUUGGACAAUGGUGCUCUUUCAAGAAUUGUGGCUGAUCGACUUCACGUGCAAGAACCUUCUUUCCACCAAACGAACCAGCUGGUUUCAACGGUGAUGUCGGCGUCUACCACCACUCUUCGAUACCCUGGUUACAUGCACAAUGACCUGGCGGGCAUCAUUGCUUCGCUGAUCCCGACGCCACGCAGCCACUUCCUGCUCCCGUCGUAUACCCCAUUCACCGGCGACAAUGUCGAGCAGGCGAAGACGGUGCGCAAAACUACGGUGCUGGAUGUAAUGCGUCGCCUGUUGCAGCCCAAGAAUCGCAUGGUGUCGAUUAACCCUACCAAAUCCAGCUGCUAUAUCAGCAUUCUCAACAUCAUCCAGGGCGAGGCCGACCCCACGGAUGUGCACAAGUCCCUGCUCCGUAUCCGCGAACGUCGCCUGGCCUCCUUUAUCCCAUGGGGACCUGCCAGCAUUCAGGUGGCGCUCACCAAGAAGUCACCUUAUCUGCAGCAUACCAACCGAGUCAGUGGACUGAUGCUCGCGAACCACACGUCCGUCGCAACCCUGUUCAAACGCAUUAUCCAGCAGUACGACCGUCUGCGCAAGCGCAAUGCCUUCUUGGAACCGUACAAGAAGUCCUCGGCAUUCUCGGAGGACCUGACGGAAUUCGACGAGGCGCGGUCCGUGGUCAUGGACCUGAUCGGCGAAUACGAGGCUGCCGAGCGGCCAGACUACUUGGAUCCCGAUGCCGGCAAGGAGAAGGAGGCCGCGCAACCGCCCUCUGUGCCGAUCCAUUUCACUCAGCCUCAACCAACCCCGAAAUAA
Molecule: messenger RNA, 2253 nt
Organism: Penicillium argentinense
Lineage: Eukaryota; Fungi; Ascomycota; Eurotiomycetes; Eurotiales; Aspergillaceae
Product: gamma-tubulin mipA
Exons: 9
Coding region: 1-2253 (750 amino acids)
Biological process (GO): mitotic cell cycle; cytoplasmic microtubule organization; meiotic spindle organization
Cellular component (GO): centrosome; nucleus; spindle
Molecular function (GO): structural constituent of cytoskeleton; GTP binding
Source: RefSeq, a predicted model, not a curated record